AUGACCCAAGCCAUUGGAUUUAGAUUGCAAAAGGGUCAACCCCGCAGCAAACGAAUAACCAAAAAGCAACACCCCCCAGUACAAACCAAUGCAUCAAAUUCACAAGGUUCCUCAUCUUUACUGUUAAAUGAUAUGACCAUGCAUGUGAGCCUUCAAGCUUUCCCCAUUUUCGAAGGUUCUUUGACCGCAUUUAAUAGGUUAGAUGAAGUUAAUAGAAUUCUCAACGAUAAUUCAGAUCCAUUCCCUGAUACCGGACAUUUGAUAAGUACGAACACAACUACAACUGGCAAAUUUAAUUACCAUCGAUCAAUAGGUAUCAAUAGUGUUUUACCAACAAGGGCAAUGUCAAAUGAGGAGGAAACUUCAAUACUAAGACAGCCUAAUAAUAAUUUAGCGUCAUAUGACCCCACUAUAUCUUUGAACACUUUUGAACCAACUAAAACCAAUAGUGUGCUUAAAGUAGGUCAUAACUCUUCUGAAACGACCCUCACGGCAACACCAAUUUCCGAGAUUCAUUUUGAUUCAUGUGCAUCCAUCUCGCCAAGCAUUUUGGAACUUAAUAAUAGUACUCUAUUAUUACUUGAAAAUACCGAUGAAUUUGGACUUCAUACUUCUAAUCUGAUGAACUGUAAAGAAGAAUCUAAAACGGCUCCAACAACGAGGAAUGAUCACCAAACAUCCUCAUUAAACACAUCUAAUCGUACGAUUACUCCACCAACAACACCACGGGGAUUGAACCAUCUGGAACAACUGACAACGGAUAAGCAAUUAAUGGCCGUUAUUGAAAAUUGUCACAAGAGAGGCAACCAUCGUUGUGCACAUUGUCCACGCAGGUUUCGUACUUUAUAUGAAUAUGCUGCACAUUUAGAUGAGUAUAGUAUUGUACGGGAAUUCAAAUGCCCCUUCAAGACUUGCCCAUGGCAUAUACUUGGAUUUCCACGUCGUUCAGAUUUAAGAAGACACUGUGCUAACCAACAUAAGGAAAAUUUGACGGGACAAUUAAAGAAUAAAUUGAAUUUGAAAGACGGUGCCUACGAGACGAAAAAUUGUCCUAAUAAGUAUUGUCCCAAGAAAUUCAAUCGAAAUGAUGCCUUUGCUCGUCAUGUUGCUAUAUCGCAUGAGAGUGUUAAUUCAAGGUUCAAUAGGAAGUUGACGAAAUUACUAAAGGAAUGCCCAGAAUUUGAUUCAGAGGAAGCUAGGGUAGAGUAUAUAAGAGGGCAUUUCGAAAAUGAUGAAUGA
This is a messenger RNA of Naumovozyma castellii, 1239 nucleotides long. It is a transcript of the gene RME1, whose product is annotated as Rme1p. The transcript has a single exon. Bases 1 to 1239 code for a protein of 412 amino acids. The record is from RefSeq and is a predicted model, not a curated record. Lineage: Eukaryota; Fungi; Ascomycota; Saccharomycetes; Saccharomycetales; Saccharomycetaceae.